AUGUCUCUCGUCAACCUCGCACACGUGUGCUCACAUCUGCAAAAUGCCUCCAAAGCGCGCCUCGGCCUGACGUCAAUACCCGUCUCCAAGCUGCACGUCAAGCUCGCCCUCGGCCUGCAGCGCGAGGGCUUCCUCUCGUCCGUGACACUUGCCGGGCGCACACCCCCGAAGCCUUUCCUCCUGCAAGCACAGCAAAGCCCCGAGCAGAUGGAGCACAUGGCCGAAGUACUCGAGAAGGAGCCCUGGCACGCAUACGCCGCAGGAGUGGAGGCCGACGACCAAGGGAACACGCUCGUGGACAAGGUUCUGGGCGAAGAGCAGCUGCACCAAGUCAGAGUACCCGACAACCAGGCAAAGCGCCGCUUGUGGCUCGGCUUGAAAUACUGGCAGAACGAGCCCGUGCUGAGGAAUAUGAAGCUGAUAUCCAAGCCCACGCGCCGCAUCUGGUUGACCUCGGAGGACCUGGGUAGAAUCACGCGCACACGGCCAUCGAGCUUCGUCAAGGGCUUGACACAUCCGGGCGAGUGCAUGUUCAUCUCGACAGACCGAGGCGUCUUGGAAGCAAGGGAGUGUGUCGAGAGGCGCAUGGGAGGCAUGGCCCUGUGCAGGGUAUGGGGUUAA
Molecule: messenger RNA, 621 nt
Organism: Parastagonospora nodorum SN15
Lineage: Eukaryota; Fungi; Ascomycota; Dothideomycetes; Pleosporales; Phaeosphaeriaceae
Exons: 1
Coding region: 1-621 (206 amino acids)
Biological process (GO): translation
Cellular component (GO): mitochondrion; ribosome
Molecular function (GO): structural constituent of ribosome
Source: RefSeq, a predicted model, not a curated record